ACUUAAUUAAAGGUGGGUUGGUACUGGGUGAAAAGUGACGAUGAGAACACGAAAAGACGUGGUUAACACUUAAGAGAUUUUCAUCAGCCUUGGGAAAACUUUCCUCCACGAUUACUCUACCUUUGAACACUGACCAUGGUGUUAAAACCGUCUCGGCUGCUAUUGAACCAGUCACAGAGGCGGGUUUACCCCGCUGCGUUAAUUCAGGACAGGGCUAGGAGGUAUGCCGCAGUGGUAUCGAGCAUUUCUCCGGUCAAAUUGAGUCUGACAGCUGUCAGCACCUCAGCAGCUUCGCACUGUGCGGUCACCGCUGCAUCUUCGCCUAACUUUGAGCGGCAGCCAUUAAGAUGGAGAGGAGCUCUUGGACUCAAGGUUACGGGUCUUUCUGCCGUAAGAAACAUGUCCGUACGAGAACUUAAAACCUCCUCCAGGGCUUUCCAAUAUGAUCUGAAACCCGACAUACCAAAAACCGAAGGCCGUAAGCUGUUUUUUGACACUCAUGCAGUUGUGCAACUUCUUGAGGAAAAUGGAUUCAGUACUCGGCAAGCUGAAGAGUUAGUUAAAGUGCUGAUCGGGACCACAAACUCUAACAUGGAUGUUGUUUAUAGUGACAUGGUGACCAAAGUGCAACAGGAAAUCAUGUUGCAGCAAGUAAUGUCCAAAAUAGCUGCUGUAAAGAAGGACAUGAUUAUCCUUGAGAAGAGCGAGUUCUCCACUCUUCUAGCAGAGAACGAGAAACUCAAGAACCUGUUAUUACAGAUAAAGAUCCAACUGGUUGAUGUCAUGAGCAAUGUACGCUCUAAUAAUAUGUUGGACCUGAAUUUGGAGAAAAGCCGUGCAAAAGAACUGAAAGCACAACAUGAGAAGAAGCUUCUGGAAACAAGAACUGAUAUUCUGGAAAUGACAGUGGAGCAGGAUCGUCAUCUAACCCACACAAACAUGAAAUUAGACACUGAAGUGGCUGGUUUGAAAACCAUGUUGGAGUCUCAUAAACUGGAUACUAUCAAAUAUCUCGCAGGUUCAGUGUUCACCUGUCUCACUGUGGUCUUGGGGUUUUACCGUAUUUGGAUGUAAACUAGUAUAAAUGACAACUUCUGGAAUGACUGUGUUGGUUCUGACAGUGAAGCCCUGGAUCUUGCACCAGCUGAAGAACGGCUAUUAGAUAUUGGAUCUCAUUUUGGUGCAUUUCAUUCCCAGUUUGGCACAGAAAAGGUCUGUCACUGUGUUCUAUGUCAGAAUAAUCCAAAUAGGAACAACUCUCAUCAUAGCAUCUCAAAAGGACUGACUAGUUAUUAUUUGUUCCCCUUUUUAGUUUUACUUAGUGACAUAUUUGCUUUGCUUUCCUUUUAUCUGUACAAACCAGCUGUGUGUUUAGUUAUAACAGUUGUAAUUUUCUCUCAGGUGAGGGUGAUGGCUAUUUCAUGCUAGUGUUUAUUCAUGAUUAAAGAGUUUUUUCCUCUGACCGGUCACAGAGUGGACUUGGCCUGCUGAUGGGGUCCAAUUUUGGGGAUCUAAAUGAACCUUUGGAGCUUAUUCGGCUGUUAUGUUGCCAUUUUAAUCAUACCACAGAAAAACACAGCCUAAACUGCACACUCAAGGCACCAUUAAGAAAUCUAAAAAUAAAGUGAUGCAAAGGUAAGUGCAGCAAAAGGCAAAAUAUUAAAAUGUAUUUAGAAUUCUUAUUGUAACUACAAUACUCUUUCAAUGAAUUAGUGUUAUAAGUUUUUAAUAAGAUCAUCUUUGAUGUUUUAUUUAAAUAGAUCUCACUUGGUCUGCAGUACAACUGUUUUUAAUGAAGAAAUAUGUUGUAUUAGCAAGUACCUCUUGCAAUUACUCUGCUGCUAACAAGGUGACUUUUUGAAUGUAUUUUCUUUUACAGCAAAGUCAAUUCAAUUUACAAUCAAGUCAAUAUCUUAUUUUAUCUCUUAUAUUUUUGUAUUCUGUAAAUAUGUUUCUGCAUAUUAAGCAAUACAUAUUAUACUACUUUAAAAUGUUGUGAGGAAUGAUUUGCAUAUAUAUAGUGUUUUGAUUUGUACUUUCAGAAUUGAUUCUGAGACAUUUAUUGAAAUGAAAUAAAAGUUUCAAUUGGCCAAUUUGUGGUUUGUGUAAACAAACCACAAGUGCUUUUCAGCA
Girardinichthys multiradiatus is the source of this 2133-nucleotide messenger RNA. It is a transcript of the gene mcur1, whose product is annotated as mitochondrial calcium uniporter regulator 1. The transcript is spliced from 9 exons. NCBI's taxonomy places the organism in Eukaryota, Metazoa, Chordata, Actinopteri, Cyprinodontiformes, Goodeidae. The record is from RefSeq and is a predicted model, not a curated record. Bases 136 to 1074 code for a protein of 312 amino acids. Gene Ontology annotation, biological process: calcium import into the mitochondrion; positive regulation of mitochondrial calcium ion concentration. Gene Ontology annotation, cellular component: mitochondrion; mitochondrial inner membrane.